CGUGCUCAGCUGCUUAGCCCAAGAGACCCGUCGACGAUCUCGUAUCCCCGAGAUACUCCGAGUUUCCGGAGCGAUUGACAACAGUGCGUUGUUGCAUCGCGCUCGACGCUCGUCUCCAAAACUCCAGAAAAACCACGGAUCGGCUUCAGAGCUCUUUUUGACCGAUUACCAAAAAAUUCUCGCUCCGCCAGUGACAACCUUUCCAUGAGACUACUUCCCGGAGAAUUCACGAGUUCGCGAAGAUGUCAAAACUCCCGAGGUCUCGAUCGUUUUAAGUCGGGUUUACACGAGUCUUGCGAUCGAUGAGGAUCGCCUCCUCCCGAAGGGAAAUUACUGUUAGUGCGCCCACCCUUUUUGCAAUCGACCUGUAUCUGCAUUCGAUAUAACCCGCGAAGCGACUGUAUACGCGAGAGCUCUAUAUACGUACGGUGGAAACUGCGCAGCUACGGAUUUAACGACUAAAGCGGAGUGCGCUCGCGCGUUUCUCGCGGAUUUCCCGGGGAAUCGGGACUUUCCGGGCCUCGAGCAGCGUUUUCCUUCAUUUGCCCCGACGCCACGAUUGCGUUCGUCACGGCAACAGGUGAAAGGACGACGACCAAAGUUGCUCCGAGGAGCCAGUGUGCGUGCGACAGAGAAGAGGGGGAGAGUACGAGAAAGAGGAAGCAGAAAAAGCGCGAGAAUCGAGCAGACGACGCGCGAGCAGACGACCAAACAAUAACUCGUCGCUCCCGCUCCAAUAAUAACGCUUCAGUCUCUGUGAAACUCGUGAAUUCGUGGACUAUCUUCGACAAUCUUUUACUCCGUUUUUCUUCCUUUUUAUUCGAUUUUCAUUCUUUCGUUCAAACACUCCAACGACUGUCAAAAUGAGCGUCGAAGAUAUAAUCAACUACAAACCCAGCGACGACGAGGACUAUUACGGCCUUCUCGGCUGCGACGAAUCGGCAUCGGUCGAGCAAAUAACCGCCGAGUACAAAGCUUUGGCCCUUCAAUACCAUCCGGACAAGAACGAGGGCGAUAAAGAGGCCGAAGUGAAGUUCCAGCAAUUAAAGCACGCUAAAGAGACUCUUUGUGAUCCUGAGAAAAGGAGCAACUACGAUAAAUGGAGACACAGCGGAAUAUCCGUGAGUUACAAGCAUUGGCUCAGCAAGAAGGAGUCCGUGCUUCAGUCGAUGCACUGGAGUACGCCAAAGACGAAGGAUCGUAUGCUGCCGGACGGGAGCGGUGCUGGUGGUUCGCCAGGUCACGUGAGGGGUCAGCCGGCUGGUAACGCGCACAGGAGAGCGUCGGAGGGCGGUGCCAACAUCCAUUACGGUGCGCGCCGCGAUGUCAAUUGGGACUCGCAGGCAUCGAGCGAGGUUGUCAACAAGUUUCGCAAUUACGAGAUUUAAGCGGAGCUUUAGCGUCGACGUAUCCCUAUAAAUCUCACUAUAAAUUUGUGUACACGCAUAUCCGCGAAGGAGAUUAAAAUUCUGUUCGGGGAGGCAACAAAAGCUCGAUAAAUUGUAAGCCCCGAAUAAUGCUGGGGAACGAUUUAAGAAGAAGAAACAAAAACCUCACAUAUCCUUGAACUUCGCGCCGGCGUUUUCACACUACUCACAAUUACACAGAGACACAUGCACAAUAAGAAACAGAGGGAAGCAAAAGAGGAGGCGGUUCGGACGAAUUAUUCCACGAAAAGUGGCCUUUUCUCAAUAAGUUUUAAAAACAACAAAUGCGUACCAAAAGUCAACUAACCGGUUGAUCAGUCUGAGAUUCUUUUUCUCUCUCGAAAGUCUCGAUAUUUUUUUUAUCCUCUCUCUUUAGGAACAAAAGCGGAGAACGUUGUCAGAAAUUCGUUGCGACGAAAGACCGAAGACGUUACCGAAGAGCGCUUCGAACGCGGGUGAAUUUUGGCUCGUUGAAAAAUUCACGAAGAGCAAAAAGUGUCAGAGCGGAGGUGAGCAUAGCGAGUAAAGAUUGGCCUUUCGAGAAUAUAUUGAAAAAUAUUUUUUUUACAACUUUAUCGAUCAUUUUUUGAACCGAACUUUUUGGAAUAUUUGCAUACCGCAUUUCGGGACAAUUCAUUUUUUCCCGGAGCAUUCGGAUUAAGAAACAAGACAAAAUAACAACAAUCAUACGAACACAAACAUUUUCGGUGCGUGUUAUUCGGCGGGAGAUUGAAAAGAAAAAACAAAAAAAAAAUAUAUAUAUAUAUACAUGUGAAUGUCUGUAGAUAUAUUUGUGAGCUGAUGGAAGAGUGAUUCUUUGAUAAAUUAUACGAUUCGAUCCAGCGAUACGCAUCCCGAUUUAUUCCGCAAAUGAUGUUUUUUUUUGUAAAUGCUCCAUUCGCUGUUCAGUGUCGCCCAGUAAAAAUUCAUUUUACUCGAUUGAAAUUUAGUUACAUCAACAGACGAGAAACCACCAAUUACCGUUGAGUUCAAUAGAGCACAAUCAGUGAUUAGAAGCUCAUUAAGAUCCGAAUCGAACGUUGCAUUAGUUUUUUUAAAGAUACAUGAUUUUGAAGAGGAAAUAUAAAAAGAAUAAAAAAAAACAGUUGUGUCGCAGCUGAACGAUAAGAAAUCAUUCCGAGGGAUCGCUGGAAAGGAGAACAUUGAUCGAGAUCAAUUAUUGUCGUUGUGGUGUUUAAGAGUUUAAACGAGUUGAAUAUAAAAGAAUAAAAUAUAUAAAUAAUGUGUAUGAAUAUAUGUAAACAGACGAAAAAAUGACGAUUCCUGUCGGAAGCAUCGUCCUAUUUAAUUCACGGAAAAACAAAAAGAUACGAUAAAAAAAAAUGAUUCCCGCCGCGAGAUGAAAUGUGACGGAAGAUCGACACGAAGAAAUAAAUAACAGUAAAAAGACAGAUAUAUCUGAUGAACAAAAGGCAAGGGUUAUAUAAGAAAAAUGUACUCGUAUAGCUGUGUUAUCGUCGUGGGACUCGAAACGUGCUUCGAGCAUCACACUCUGAUCCCUCAAAACCGCCAUAAAGGACUCUCCCACGAGAACUAUCCUUUGAAAAUGAAACUUGCAAAGACGCGACACUUGCGCUGUAAAGUAGACUACAAUUUCCGGCUUAAGACCGAACAAAAUGUUAUCGUGCAUCCUCCGAAAUAAAACAUAUUGACAAGACA
Molecule: messenger RNA, 3107 nt
Organism: Venturia canescens
Lineage: Eukaryota; Metazoa; Arthropoda; Insecta; Hymenoptera; Ichneumonidae
Gene: jdp
Product: DnaJ domain-containing protein
Exons: 6
Coding region: 864-1388 (174 amino acids)
Cellular component (GO): cytoplasm
Source: RefSeq, a predicted model, not a curated record